AUGGUGCAAACAGUUUUCGGUGUGGAAGAGGAAAUACCACCCCCAACUUUAGGCAUGGUAUUUGAAGGGAAUUGGGUUGUUCGUAGGCUAAAGUUGGAGCACACCGGACACAAAGUUACACCGGGAAAGUCCAAGGAUGUUUCCAUGUACAGGAAGCACGAGUUGGUUGUUAACAAUAAGCACUUGGUGAAACAGGUGAUUUUAGCGAAGAAUUCGAAGGUGAAGGUUUCCCAGUUUUACGGAUGUUUUGCUAGCGAACGGAAUGGGGUGGAUCAGAUGACAUUUACUCAAAAAGACUUGACGAAUGUAGUGGCUGAGGAGGAAAAAAAGAGGCUGGAACUUACUGAGGGUGAUGCAAAUGGGAUGAUUGAGUACUUUAACAAAAUGAGUGCAGAAAAUCAAAUUUUUUUUCAUCUUUGUAGGUUUGGGAAGGAUGAUUCAUUACAGGAUGUUGUAUGGGUUGAUGAGAGGAGUAGAGCUGCGUAUGAGGAGUUUGGCGAUGUUGUUUAUUUUGAUAGUACUUACUUGACUAACAAAUUCCAUUUGCCCUUUGCUGUAUUUCUUGGUGUGAACUACCACGGACAGAGUAUAUUUUUUGGUUGUGCAUUGACCUCUCGAGAGACCGCAGAAACGUACGAGUGGGUGAUGAGGACAUGGCUGCAUUGUAUGGGCGGUAAAGCCCUUACAUCAAUUCUGACGGAUCAAGAUCCGGCAAUUAGGAAUGCUGUUCAUUCUACUAUGACUGACACUUGCCAUAGGUGGUGCAUAUGGCACAUCCUUCAGAAGUUUGGUAGGUAUGUGAAGCAUGACGAGUACGAAGAUGUAAAGGAUGACUUUGAGAGCCUCAUAUACGGUAGUUUUGAUGCUGAUGAAUUUGAAGGUCGAUGGUGUGAUGCAGUUGAUCAUUACAAACUACAGGAUAACAGUUGGCUAGAGAGAAUACGACGUUGUCUGAGUAAGGGCAGAGGCCGAAAGAAUGGCAGACUCGAACACAUAACGCCUAAACAUGCAAAGAAGGAGUCCGUGACAAAGAUUCGUAGAUGCUACCGGGUUGUAUAUAAUACCAGUACUUAUGAAGUUGCAUGUGACUGUAAACACUCUGAGUGUCACGGAACCAUUUGUCGCCAUAUGAUUCUUGUUUAUGAUCUUAGUGGAGUAAGGAUUGUUCCUGAGAAGUAUAUACUUCAUCGUUGGAGGAAGGAUGUACAACGGAAACACACACGGGUAAAAGUUGCUUACCAUGAUCCAUUGACAACUGAUGAGGUGAGGAAUUAUCACAAUAUUAUGGGGACGUAUGAACAGAUUUGCUCUAAGGCUUCCACUUGUAAGGAGGCAGUGUAG
This is a messenger RNA of Chenopodium quinoa (quinoa), 1341 nucleotides long. RefSeq names its product protein FAR1-RELATED SEQUENCE 4-like. Gene Ontology annotation, biological process: regulation of DNA-templated transcription. The record is from RefSeq and is a predicted model, not a curated record. Gene Ontology annotation, molecular function: zinc ion binding. The transcript is spliced from 4 exons. NCBI's taxonomy places the organism in Eukaryota, Viridiplantae, Streptophyta, Magnoliopsida, Caryophyllales, Amaranthaceae. The coding region runs from base 1 to 1341 and encodes 446 amino acids.